AUGUGUCCACAACAACAAUCAAUGACCACCACCACGUCGUCUACUUUAAUGACACAUAGACAGAAUGUAAUAUUCAGUGUAUUUCGAAACACUGUAUUGAUAAAACAUAUAUUUAGAUGUAUCAACUCGAUCAAUCAUCCCUACCUCACAUGCAAUCCUCAAGACAGCAACAAUAACAACGAGAAUAACAACAAGUAUAUAAUCAAGUUGACCAAGUAUAGAGAAUGGUGUGAUGCAACAUUGAUGGUUCAAAAUGGGUACAAUAAUCUAUUGAUUGACAAGAUCAAUAGAAAUCAAGUGAUUGUCAACUUUACUUCAAGAACCAUUCAAGAGUUAUGCAGUAGUCGUUCAACAACACUAGACCACCUACAAUUCUUCCUCAACCAUGCAACAACAAGUCUAUUUUUUAUUGGAGGCCGUUCAUUGAUCAUUCAAGCAUGCAACGGUGGCAAUAUCAAUGUUGUAAAGACACUUCUUCAAAUCACUCAUCCUCUCCCAUUACUCUACAACACUGUCAACUGUAUUCAAGCAAUAUUAAAAAAUAUCAACACAACUUCACCUGAAUCAACCAUUCAAUUAUUAAAGUUAUUCUUAAUUGAUAAUAAUAAUAAUAAUAAUAAUCAAAAUAAUCAAAAUAAUAAUAUAUUAUUUGGAGAGAAUGGUAUAAUGAAUCCAAAGAUUAUAUUUCAAUUGGGUGAUCGAGAUUUGAUAGAAUUGUAUUAUCAAAAUGUUGCAGAGACAACUCCAAAAAGUAAAUCAAACUAUGAUGCUGUUAGAUUGGCUAUGGUCAACCACAAGGAUGGUACAAAUAGACUGAAACUUUUGGAACAGUAUAACCAGUGCUGUGGAGUAGACGAUCAUUUGGAAUACACCCGGGAUAUGAUGAAAGAGAGGUUUGGAGCAGACACGUUGGAUCCAGUUGAAUUGGACAUGUUGGUAUUUAAUCAUACAGUGUUGGUAUCGACCGACUUUGCAUUCACCUAUUCACCAGUGAUUAGACAGCUACUCAAAGAGAUGUUUGAUAUUGGGUUGGUGCAAUUGGACCGGUUCACACUGUACACUUACUUUUUUAAAAGUUUGGUGGAUCAAGCUUUUACAAAAGAUACGGCCGACCGCACACAAGACGGUCAAUACUCUUACAGAGGGUUUGUCUUGUUUACACAUCUACUUUCAUUCCUUCCAUUAGAUAUUUUAAAGGAGAUGUUUGCCAUUGUCGAUGGCGAGGAGGAUGAAGAGGAAGAAUUUUCAAGCGAGGCUAUCGGGCUCUCAGAAUGGGGGAAAUGCGCGUUAUGGUUACCGUGUUGUAUACAUUGGAGAGACGAUCGCGACGAGUAUACCCAGCACGGGUUAGAAAUACUCACAUACAUAUUCGAUACGUACAACAAGGACGACCAACUCGACUUGGCUGCCCCACUAACCGGUGUGGGCAGCUCAGACAUACUACACUACCUCUUGGAGAUGGAACGCGAUACAGGACACAUGCUCGAGUUUGAAGGUGACCGCGACUUGGGUGCUGCUAUCGAUGCGCGAGCCAUCCAGUACGUUCUAUCAUCCUACCACAAUCUGUGUAUGUAUGUCGACUACUCGCAGAUCCUAAACGACCCCAUACGUCUCAUGUCGGAUGAUUUCCCCAGUCUCUUGGCCACUAUGCAGCAACAGAGUGUACAGAUGAAGCGGUCCAUGUCAACAGACUUUUUGCACAAGUUUGAGCUUGUCAAGGCGAGUGUUGCAGGUCUCGGACUGACGACCGCACAAAUAUCAAAAAUCGGUGCCAAGGGGUCGUCGGAAUGCUUUGAAGCGUUCAAGGCACACUUGGAUGCUAGCAGCAAGUACCCAAUCAUUUUCAAGGCAGCCGUACAUAACCACCAACUCGAGUUUAUCAACCGACAUCCAGAGCUGCACUUUGCAGCCAAUUAUGUUGUCGGACCGAGCACCUCACCGUCGUCACUGUACACCGACUAUGACACUAUACGUUGGUUGUUUCGCGAUAAUGCCACUGCACUCGACAAUAGCGACGACUACCUAUUCCAAUUACUCACCAAUAAUGGUGGAGGUAAUCUUCAACUUGUCACCUCGAUCUUGUUGUUUAAACGAUCGGUUCAUCAUUAUCCUCUUGAUCAACAACAGACCGACUACAAAGAAUACAAACAAUUUAGAAGUAGAUGUAAACAAGUUAUACGUGCCAAGUUUCACUAUUCAUGGUUUGAAUCGUCAGCAGAGUUGUUAAUGUAUUUCUAUCGUCAUCACUAUCCUUUUAAUCAUUCUGACAAAAAUAAUAAUAAUAAUAAUGUUAAUGAUACACAAGUCGCUGAUGGUACAUUACUUGGAUUAUUAUUAAACAAUAAAAUAAAUAAAUAA
Molecule: messenger RNA, 2358 nt
Organism: Cavenderia fasciculata
Lineage: Eukaryota; Evosea; Eumycetozoa; Acytosteliales; Cavenderiaceae
Exons: 2
Coding region: 1-2358 (785 amino acids)
Source: RefSeq, a predicted model, not a curated record